AUGGUCACUCCUUUGGACAAUUUGUUACACUGUUUCUUCCACUGCCUGCACCUCAUUGGUCCACCACCGCACAUCCUCAUUGGCUGUGGGCCCAGGGCCACACUGCGAUUGGUCCGCGCGCCUGUGCUGAGGUCUCGGGCCCAGGGGAGCGAGGGUCCCCACUGUGUUUGGCACGUGAGGCCGGUGACCCACUGCCACCACUGUCAUGGCUUCCCGCUGCCCGGGUGCCCAGGUGUUCAUCUCCCUGCGAGGAUGCGAGGCCAAGCCAAGCCUAGCACCUUGCAGCUUCUCAUGGAGACUGCAGGAGGAGGCAGCAACCCCGGCGGCAGCGGCGGCGGCGGGGUGAUGCCCCGGCCCCUCCAGAAACUGGAGCAGCGGGUGGCCCGCAGACGCCUGUCCCAGGCCCGCCACCGAGCAACCCUGGCGGGGCUCUUCGGCAACCUCAGGAAGGCCGUCUACUCCCACUCUGAUCUCACAGCCUCAAAGUGGCAAGUUUUGAAUAAGGCGAAGAAUCAUAUUCAGGAACUGGAACAAACUUUGGAUGAGCUACUGAAGCUGAAAGAGUCUUUCAACCUGGAGGAUGGGAAUGCAAACAGCUUAGAGGAGGCCAAGAAAGAAUAUGCCAGCAUGUACUCCAGAAAGCCCAGUCUGGUGUCAAAUAAAGUUAACUGGAAAGGCUCAGACACUUGGUGCUCCAUCGAGGCAGCUGGGAAGGAUGUUGAGGAGGAAGAAGAGGAAGAAGAGGAGGAGGAGGAGGACCAAGAAGAGGAGGAAGAGUAUGAGGAGGUGGAGGAGGAAGAGGAGAAAAAAGUGGAGCUCUUAAACUCCUCCGUCACCUUGCUGCCAGAUCUCUUGGAAUUUGAACGGUACCUCAACUUUUACAAGCAGACGAUGGACUUUCUGAUCAGGAACAAGAUCAUCUCCUCCAAGGAGGUGACGCUCCCCAUCGUGUCCGCGGCCAUCUCCCAUCUUUGGCAGAUCCUCUCGGAGGAGAUGAAGACCAUCCUCUUGCAGGCCUGGGAGCAGACACAGAGCGGCCUCGUGGGGUCCUAUCCAGAGCCGGCCUGUGCCGAGGACAGCAUGAAGGACAGCGGGGUUGACAGCCAGGGAGCCAGCUGCUCGCUCGUCUCCACCCCUGAGGAGAUCCUUUUUGAAGAUGCCUUUGACGUGGCAAGUUUCCUGGACAAAAGUGAAGCUCCGGGCACAUCUAGCCCCAGCUCCACGUUGGCCGUCUGCAACCCAAAAAAUCCUGAGGAGAUGUUUCAGCUCUACGUGCAGAUCAUCGAUUUUUUCAAAGGCCUUUGCUGUGUUAACACUCAGGUCAAGCAGGAGCCAGACCUUCCUGUCGAUGACGAGAUGAUAAUGUUGAGGUGUACGGAGACGUUUGACGAUGAAGAUCUGUGAUGCAGGAGGGCUGGAAGCAGGAGGGGAUGGAGGAAGCUGGUGGUCUCUGGUUUUGAGUUCUGGCAGCCCAAGUUGCCCUUGACUUGGCGUUUUGGAGUGGGCUGUCCUGAAAGCAUUUUGAUGGUUGUAGUUUCUGGUUGUUAUAAAGUAUUCAAGAACAGUGUGCGUGUGUCGGUCUUUCGGAGUUGUUUUGAAUGAGGUGCUGGCCCGCUGCAGGGCACACACUGGCUCCCGCUGUGCUCCUCUUCAGGGGAGCACCCGAGGACCAGGCCAGCCAGGAGUCUUUCAAGAACAGGACGGCCAGGAUCUGUCCCAUGACAUUGGGUACUUGCAGCACACUCAGGGCAUUGUGUUGAUGGGUUCUAGAGAGCUCUGGCAUCCACCCCACAUCCUGCAAGCUCUAAGAGCCCAGGAGCAGUGCUGACCUCAAUCUUGUGCUCCAGGACACCAAGGCAGAAUCACCUAUAUCUGCUUCUUCUGACAAUAAAGACUCCUGAAUGGAGUCCACACCAGGUCCCACAGUGCUCGGAAUGCUUUUUGGUGAGGCUGCUGGGCAGAGUGCAUCAGGGCACCUGAGCCUGUGUACGGGGGGUGAUGGUGGUUAUUAUUACAUGUCAGCUUGGCAAGGCCAUGGUACCCAGGUACUUGGUCAAACAUUUUUCUAGAUAUUUAUAUGAAGGUUUUGGUUUUUUUUAAGAAGAGAUUAACAUUUAAAUCAGCAGACUUUGAGUAAAGCAGAUUACCCUCCAUAGUGUGGGUGGGCCUCAUCAAAUAAGUUGAAGGACCAAACAGACCACGCUUGCGACCCCAUGGCUCUGAAUUCUCCAGGCCAGAAUAUUGGAAUGGGUUGCCUUUCCCUUGGAUCAUCCCAACCCAGGGAUGAAACCCAGGUCUCCCACAUUGCAGGCAGAUUCUUUACCAGCUAAGCCACAAGGGAAGCCCAAGAAUACUAGAGUGGGUAGUCUAUCCCUUCUCCAGGGGAUCUUCCCAACCCAGGAAUUGAACCAGGGUCCCCUGCAUUGCAGGCAGAUUCUUUACCAACUGAGGUAUCAGAGAAGCCCUAAUCUCCCUCAGGAAGAGGGAAUUCUUCAGGGACUGCCUUCAGAUUCCAGCUGCAACUCAUCCCAGCCUGAUGGCCCGCCCUGCAGACUUCAGACUUGCCAGCCUCCACAAUCACCUGAGCCCAAUCCUGAAAUCAAUCUCUCCAUCUGCCUUGCCCGUGUGUGUGUGUGUGUGUGUACACAUAUAUAUGUCUCUCUGUAGACAUGUAUGUAUAUAUGUGUAUAUAUAUGUAUGUACACACACACCCUGUU
Molecule: messenger RNA, 2717 nt
Organism: Cervus elaphus (red deer)
Lineage: Eukaryota; Metazoa; Chordata; Mammalia; Artiodactyla; Cervidae
Gene: STRA8
Product: stimulated by retinoic acid 8
Biological process (GO): cellular response to retinoic acid; meiotic cell cycle
Molecular function (GO): protein dimerization activity
Source: RefSeq, a predicted model, not a curated record